GAGGAGCGCUAUCGAGGCCCAGAUGGAUGCCAUCAUUUCGCGCCUUUGUCAGCCUGGAGGUCCUGGACUCUCUGGAAAUCUCGUCGACUCUGAGGUGAUUGCAAUGCCUUCUUUUCCCUCGACUUCCAUGAACGAAUCAAAUUUAUUGCAGUUCCUCUAGUUGAUUAGGUUUUGUUUCGAAAACUCCGUAGUGGAAAUUUUCGGUUCGGCUAGUGUUGUCAUGCUCGAUUACAACGCUUUCUUUUGAGGUUCUGUGGAGUAGCUAAAAACUAACGAGCACAAUUAGAGUUUGUUUUUAAUUCCUUUGCUGAGUUGUACUUGGAAAGUUGUUUCGAAGACUUGUUCAUGCUCGAUGGAAAAUUUAUUGGAUAUUGAUCUUGAAAAGCUUUGGUAAGACCAUGAACGGGGUUGGAAUUUGUUUGGAUUGUAAAAAUUCAAACAAUGCUUGUUUUUCUGUGGAAUUGAUAGUAGUUUCGGGGUUUCCUCGUUCGGACAUUGACAUUCCAGUUAUUAGGUCCGAGCGUCGUCAGCUGACUGAGCUGAGAAAUGACCAUACGGAGAUCACUGAAAAGAUUAAUCAGAACAUACAAAUUUUGCAUUCUGCAAAGCCUGCUUCGAGCUUGGCACUCUCUAAGGAUGCAGGGAAUACAGAGGUUUCAAAUGGCCAAAGGUCAUCUGUCACAACUGUUGCAGUACCAUCCUCAAAUGUAUCGUCCACUGCAAUGGACAUAGAUGCAAAUGGAGGUAUACCUUUUGCACUGGUUGACGAAAUAGCCGAUGCAUCGCCAGCAGCAGAUGAUGGAUUACAACUAGGCGAUCAAGUUCUUAAAUUUGGGAAUGUAGAAGGCGGUGAUGUUCUGUUGCAUAGGCUUGCCUCUGAAGCACAGAGUAAUCAAGGUCGUCCAAUACCUGUUGUGGUUACGAGGCAUGGUACUCCAGUCAAUUUAACCGUGACACCCAGAUCAUGGCAUGGCCGGGGUCUCCUUGGAUGCCAUUUUCGGAUGUUGUAGCUGGCUCUAACCACAAUUUCAACCUGUCCCUGGUGGCUGUUGAUAAAAACAGUAACCAUUUCUGCUCAACUCUCAUGUUCUACACUCAAUCUACUGGUUUAAUUCUAGGUUCCACGUGUUUGACUGGUUUUAUAAUCCAAUUAUUGCCCACACUGCCCUUUUUUUUUUUUGUCAUUUUGCAUAGAUUUUCUGUAAAUUGAAACAAUAGGAUAAGUUGCAGUUUUAUGCUAUUUUAGUGGUGUACUUCUUAUGAUGUCAAUCUUUACUGUUUCUUGUUGCUUUGUGUGUAAAGUUACUUCAGAAGACAUGAUACUUUUCUUGAGAACAUCAUUUUGUUAAUGGAAUCAAAGGACUUUUAGCUUACUA
This is a messenger RNA of Cucurbita moschata (crookneck pumpkin), 1376 nucleotides long. RefSeq names its product 26S proteasome non-ATPase regulatory subunit 9-like. The coding region runs from base 399 to 1010 and encodes 203 amino acids. The record is from RefSeq and is a predicted model, not a curated record. The transcript has 5 exons. Gene Ontology annotation, biological process: proteasome regulatory particle assembly. Gene Ontology annotation, cellular component: nucleus; cytoplasm. Gene Ontology annotation, molecular function: protein binding. Lineage: Eukaryota; Viridiplantae; Streptophyta; Magnoliopsida; Cucurbitales; Cucurbitaceae.